Copidosoma floridanum is the source of this 3597-nucleotide messenger RNA. It is a transcript of the gene Nup133, whose product is annotated as nuclear pore complex protein Nup133. Gene Ontology annotation, cellular component: nuclear pore outer ring. Gene Ontology annotation, biological process: transcription-dependent tethering of RNA polymerase II gene DNA at nuclear periphery; poly(A)+ mRNA export from nucleus; protein import into nucleus. Gene Ontology annotation, molecular function: protein binding; structural constituent of nuclear pore. The record is from RefSeq and is a predicted model, not a curated record. Lineage: Eukaryota; Metazoa; Arthropoda; Insecta; Hymenoptera; Encyrtidae.
UUGUCAUUGUGAAUCUCUUUUGAUUUGCACACAAAACACGAAUAAACGUAUUUUAUAAUAAAAAACAUUGAUCGAAGCGUUUUGUACAUAUAAUUGAAAUGGAGAGAAGAACUUUUGGAGGUUUGCUGAGUAAAAAUGUCAACUCACCCUCCAGGCGCAGACUAUCUCUGGUGCAGUCUAUUAAGAAGGGCAGCACUGCAUUGAGUGUGUCCGGAAGGUCAAAUCAAUCCACACAAAUCAUCUGCAGGACAGCAAGCCAUUUGGUAGAAAAUUUUGGCUCCCCUCAACCUGUUUUAGUGACGGAAGCCUUAACUUUUGUUGAACGCAACGCAGCUAUUAGCGUUGGAGUGUCGUUAGAUGGUUGGGCAUGGCUUGUUUGUGGCAGACGAUUACUUGUGUGGUAUUACAAAACAGUUCUAUUUGAUAACAAGCAAAGUAGGGCUUAUAAAAGCCAGUGUCAUGAACUCCAGUUACCCCAGAGUGAUUUAGCUCACAAAUCAGACUGCAUCGCAGUAUGGCUACCUCCUGGACAGCAGGUGCCAAGUUGUAUGGCCGUUUCGCCAGAAGGUAUAGUGCGUUACUGGGAAAAUGUAGCCAACGAAGAGCUGUCUAUUGAGACGAGCGCUGAGCUGCAGGGCCAAGAAGUUGAUUGUCUAACGUACAUACCCGAGCAUGGUUGUAUUCUGGCAACAACUACAUGUACAGUGGCACUUUUGCAGCCUCAGGUUACUAGUGGAAAAAGUAGUAUAAAUUGUAGGGUAUUAAGAACAAGCAAAGGAUGGUUUGGUGGCAUUGGUAGGAGAAUGUCCACUUUGAUAUUUGGUGCUAUUCCACAGUCACCUGUUCAGGAAACGAAAGUUGUCAAAGUUGUGUGCACAGUUAUAAAUGAAAAACUAUCUAGAGUGUUGAUCUCGGCAGGCAACUCGUUGCAAUACUGGUCUUUCCAAAUUGGGGAGCAGGAAAAAAUGGAAUUCGAUGAGGAUAUUGGUCACAUUGUUAUGCAAGCGUUUCAGAAACGUCUAAUGGAAUCAAGUGGUUCCCAUCCACAAAAUUUAAAUACAUGUCUCAUAGAUAUGCAACCAAUGGACGAAGGUAUCGUCUUUUUAAUGGCUGCUUACAAUACAGAACCCACGUCGUUCACCCCUAUUCACUUUGCGGUCGGUUUGAUUCCUCUUUCAAAUGCACAAAUUUCUAAUUCCUUCAAAUGGUUCAUCCCUUUAAAAAUCAAUAAUGCGGGUUUCAAUAAAGACAGCAUCGAAUCUGCCAUUAAAUCUUAUCGUUUUAUUAUAUCGGGUUGGGACAUCAUCAUUUACGACAAACACAACGUUAUCAUUAUCAGCAAUUUAUCGGAAUACGAGGUGGAUAACAUCGAUUUAGCUCGAGGCGAGAAAGAUAGCAUUCUAGGUGGCGCACUUUGCUCUGGAACGCCCGUUCUUUUUACCAGGAAUCUUGGGUUAAUCACAAUUACUGCUUCGGACUUUGCAAACCAGGAUUUCAAUCAGAGUUAUUCAGAUGCAAACUUGAGCGUAGAUGCACACGCUAGUAAUUUGUCGUUAAUGCCCGAACAAUUUAUGAGCUUGUUGAAUAACGAGGAGAUAAGAGAAAUGUUUUAUAGUUCUGACAACGUGAAACAACUACAGGCUGCGUUCCUUCUGAGCGUUAGGCAAAAUAAAGAGCACUGUGAAGAUAUUUUGACCGACUUGUUCCCUAUGCCGGAAGAUCCGGUUAUGGAUAUCGAUGCACCGUUAGAUACCACGGUUUUAAAAGUAGCGGAGCAUUUGAUCGACGACUAUCCAGCUAAUGAUCCCAGAUGGGCCAACUACAGGAACUUGAAUUUUACACUUAAUGCAGUAUUAGCUAUGCAAAUUCCACAUCAACUUGAGGGAAAACAAAAAGCUAUGGAUCUUUAUGUUAUUUUUCUGAAAGAUCAUGGUUUAUGGAAACGAUUCUGCGCAGUCACGUAUCGCAAUACGAUCUUAAACACUUCGCACGUGCUUGGCGAAUUCAUGGAAAAAAUAAUCGCCAUGAUCGGAAUUUACAAUUUGCAAAUACGAUAUCCGGAGCCUAUCGACACGGCAAUCGAACGCAGCUUGCAGCCCGAAUCUUACGUAUCGGAGGACCUGAGUGCGAAUGAUAUAUUUUACAGAGAAGUCAGCGAGGUCCACAAUUUCUUUUCAAAUUUAGUACAAAUCGCUGUCGAGCAAGCGCAGUCCGAGAGACCCGCUCAACAGAUAGCUCAAUACAUUUUACAGGUCAACUCGAUAAUCCUGGGAAUACUGCAUGAAGUCGUCAAGUACCGUCAAUACAAUGCAGAAAAAUUUUCACCCCCAAAGACGACCACUUUGACCGAAUACUUACCUUGGACGGCGUCUCCCGGAAACUACGGCUUAAAAAUUUGUCUCAACUCAAUGCAAAACUUUACUUUGAAACAUGGCGUGCAUAACACAAGCGACAUGGAUAUGAAAAAUGAAUUGUUCGAGCAGCUGGUCGGUUUGAUUGAUCUAAUUUUGGACGGUAGAAAAUGCCAUUUAGAAAGUGUUAGGAAUACAGAAAAGUUCGCACCGCUUCUGAAACAGUACGAAGCCGAACGGUCGAACUUGAUUCAACCUCUCAUAAAAGAAGAGCAAUACGAGAAUGCUGUCAUGUUGGCUGAAAAAUACUGCGAUUUCGCAUCUCUGAUUCAGAUUUGUGAAUUGACGAACAACAAGAGUCGUCUCGACAUGUACAUGAAAAAGUUUGCCAACCAAGAUUUCGCGGGAUUCUUAUUUUCAUGGUACGUUAAAGAAGGUCGGCCCGGAGAAUUGGUAGAAAAAUGUCGUCGCGGUGGAGUGAAUGAAUUAACGGAAAAACUUUUGCAACAUCCAAUCUUAUCUUGGGUGCAGGCUGCUCUGGCUGAAGACUUUGAUACCUCUGCACAAACUUUGUACUCCUUGGCUCUCGAGGAAGUGAAACUCGUGACUCGCAAGAAGUCCAUGUUAUCGCUAUCAAAGUUAGCAUUUUUAGCUACAGAUGAUUCUGAAGAAAAGUUGGCAAGUAAUAUUCAAAAUAUCGAUAAAGAACUAAAUCUUAUUGCGCAUCAAGAAGACGUGCCGAUUCAUGUUUUGGAUAAAUACGGUUACGAUGUUGAAAAACUUCGAGUUCUCAGUCCUGUCGAGCUUAUAAAUCUCUACACCUGUAUUGAAAAUCAAACGUCGAACGAGUACGACUUCAAAAAAGCACUCGAUUUAUUAGAUUACAUAGAUCAAAAAGAAGAAGAGAUAUCUUACAAAAACAAAAUUUGGGCUCGGGCAGCAAGAUGCAACGAAUGGGAUAUGGUCGACAAAAAUCCGGAGCAACAGAUUCAAGAGACGGUGUUCUUCAAAGUGCUGGAUCUCGUUCACGUUAUGGAAUACAGAAUCAAAGAUAUGUUACCUCCUAUCGAAUCAAUUUUAUCAGAACCAGAACUCGGCGACCUCGCUACCUCCACCAACUUCCAGUAUCUAAUAAAAUUAAUAUACGAGUUUGCUUACAACAAUUACUGUUAACACUAAUAUCCGUAAAUGGCAAGUUAUUUUGUAAUACAUAUAUUUUGUACGCGGCAGACGACCUAUUGUAUAU